Messenger RNA from Eublepharis macularius, 1908 nucleotides. It is a transcript of the gene OC90, whose product is annotated as otoconin 90. Gene Ontology annotation, biological process: phospholipid metabolic process; lipid catabolic process; arachidonate secretion. The transcript has 20 exons. The record is from RefSeq and is a predicted model, not a curated record. Gene Ontology annotation, molecular function: phospholipid binding; calcium ion binding. Bases 1 to 1908 code for a protein of 635 amino acids. Gene Ontology annotation, cellular component: extracellular matrix. Lineage: Eukaryota; Metazoa; Chordata; Lepidosauria; Squamata; Eublepharidae.
AUGCCGGGAGGUGUACCUAUCAAGAAUCUUCUUCGGUGCGGGCAAGGAUCAGAGCUGCUGGCUGUCCCGAUGGAUCUUCCCAAUGCACCAGAAGGAAACCUACAUAAUUUGACAUUCUUCAAUGGGGUCUUUGAAAACGUGGAAGGCGUUGCGUUCUUCUUUGACUGUUUGGGUUCCCACUUCACUUGGCUCCAGUCUAUCUUCACUAACUUCCCUGCCCUCCUCACCUUCGUAAGCAAACUGAAGUGUGUGACUGACCUCUGCCCAAGAGAUUUUGAAGACUACGGCUGCGCCUGCCGAUAUGAGAUGGAGGGCCUCCCUGUGGAUGAAGUGGAUGGCUGCUGCUUCCAACACCGCAAGUGUUAUGAAGAUGCAACGGAGGAAGAUUGUGUGUGGGAUCCUUCCAAGAUCACCGUAGAUAUCAGCUGUCUAACCAAAAACCUCACCUGCGAGUCUGAAGAUCCCUGUGAACGCCUUCUCUGCAACUGCGACAAAGCGGCUAUUGAAUGCUUUGUGCAUUCUCGCAUUAACUCUUCCUUGAACAGCCUGGAUGUUUCAUUCUGUCCCUCUCUGGUUACGGAAAUAGCCACUGAGAAAAGUCAGACGACCGUUUUUGCUGCGGAGCUGCGGCAGCAGGAGACAGAAAAUUCUCCACUGACAACCAUUCCUAUGGCCGAGGUAAUUCCACAACCCACUGAUCAUACGAUGCUCAGGACUCCUAGGGCAGCAUUUACACCGGAUGUGCAGAAUGACGGAGGUUUGGAGAUCUUCAGAGGAGCAGAUGGUGUUUCAGAAUCCAUUGACUUGUUGCUGAAGAACCCAGAACAAGGAGCAGACAUUCCUUCAGAGUCCAGUGACCUAUUGUUGCAGAUGCCUGAAGUCAGAGAUGUUCCUCCAGAAUCCAGUGACUUAUUGCUGAAGAACCCUGAAGCAGGAGACCUUCCUCCAGAGUCUAGUGAUCUGUUGAUGAAGAACUCUGAAACAGGAGGUAAAGAGGUCCUGGGAGGCAUAUUUGCUGCAUUGGAAGAUUCCAUGCCAAGUGGGCUGACUGAAAGAUUGUUCGUCCCAGAGGGAGCAACAACUUCUACUCCACAACGUCUUAAUUCUAUACAUCCUGAGGUGGUGCCAACUUCAGAGUUUCUUGGGAGAUCAACAGACAAAGCAACAGGCAAUCAUUUUAAGAUAGCAGACCCAGGAGAGGAGAGUACAACUUAUUCUACAACUGCUCCAGAUGAGACACUGGAUCCUGAAGACGCUUUUGGAAAAGUGUGUGAGCGUUUUACCUUUCUGCAACUGCGAGACAACGGCCAAGUGAAGAGGGAGCUGCAACAGUUAGGCGAAAUGCUCUACUGCUUAACGGACCGAUGCCCAGAGGACUUUGAAUUAUACGGAUGCUACUGUGGCCAGGAAGGAAAAGGCCAUCCUACAGAUGAUCUGGACAGGUGCUGCUUCUCUCACCAUUGCUGCCUGGAGCAAGUUAAGAAACUUGGAUGCCAUCCAGAUAGAAAUUCAAGAUCUGAAGUUCUGUGUUUUGAUCACACACCGAAGUGCAUCGGAUGGACAAUGUGUGAAAAGCUCCUGUGUUCCUGCGAUAAGGCAGCCGCUGAGUGUAUGUCUACUGCGCCCUUCAAUGAAAGCCUGACGUUCCCCAACCAGCAUACCUGCCAAGAGGAUAGACUGUUUUGCCGCAGGGGGACACAUGAAAGACCCUCGAGCAGUGAUGGGAUUGGCAGCAGAACUUCCAGUGAGGAAGAGAGCAGCAGUGAGGAAGAAGGCACGACAAAGAGCGUUUUGAGAAGGGGGGAAGCGAGCUGUGCACCGUCCAAGGGCAAACCCCAGAGAGACACCAUUGCGAAUGAGAUAACCUACGCUUUUCAGUCCAGCAUUCAAGAUGCCAAGAUGAUUUGA